AUGGCAAGAAAUAUGUGGACCAAGUUCAGCGACUACCGAGAUCGGAUGUACAAGGGCUCUGCCAUCGUUCCUCUUCGUCAACUGGUCGAUCUGGAAGGCAACCGCCAAGUAGAUGAACAGUUCGUCGCCAGGUACCAUGAGACUUGGGGGGGCAGCAUCGACCCCUUGAUGCACGAGAUGACGGGGUUGCUUCCUGACGAUGAUGGGUUGGACCUCCAAAGUUUUCCUGCAGACAUCCAGGUACAGGUCGUCCAUGGCCAGCACCGAAAGAGGGUGCUGGAAAUGCAUAUAAGGACUCUGCUGCAGCAAGAGCAUGAACUUGCACAUCCUGACAAGGAAGUGUCCUCACAGGAAUUCCCAAUAGAGGCGGUGUAUGCGCAUCCCCGCGCAUUUUGGAAGGUGAAGCUCUAUGGGCAAUCUCUUCGAAAGAACCAUGAAGUCAUGUUCCAUGUUUGGCUGGCCAAAGAUAACAAGAUGGAGGACAAGGUGCCAAACAAGUGGCACUACAUGUUUUCAGUCAUGCAUGGGGUGAUCAAGUCGAAGAAUCCGGCACCGGCUACGAUGGAACUGGGUUCAGCCUGGAGGGCGGUGGAGGAGAAGGAGAUGUUGCCGUUGCGGGAUGUAUGGAGAUCGAGUGAGCUGGCAGAGGCCAUUGGGGACCUCCUCACGAUCCCAUGCUGGAGGGAAUGCGAAAAAGUGCCAUCUAGCAUGGAAAGGUGGACUCAUUGUGGGAUGCAUCAGCUCUAUGCACAGCUGAUAAGAACUCACAUCACGCAGCUGAGUGCCCUGGUGCAACCACGGGGGGUAACGUCAGUGACUGCGUUGGACCUUGCCCUUUCGUGGUCCAUCAACUUCCAGCACCCUCCUAGGUGGACCGCUGUGUUGGACAACAAACCGAAUGCGAUAUACAGCCAAGGGGCGAUCUCGGAGGCGAAGAGGGUUCCAGAUGGAUUCAGGAAUGCCCUUCAGGACCGCAAGUCGAACACUUGGGGAUUCCUCCCUGAUGACUUCCUACAUCCAGCCUAUCUCCAGGCAAACAACUCGCGAGUCAACUUGGAGAUGUCCAAGAUACGAAGGACCUUCAUUCUCUUGGUCUACAUCGUCUUUGGGGAGAAGCAGGCCAAGAAGAUGAUGAGUCGGAUGAAAGGGCAUGGUGGAAGAAGGAAGCAAGAGGAUGUGGAUGCAUUCCAUUUCACUCAAGAUAACGAGGAGCUCUUUUGGGACACUGCGCUCCCAAAACUAUGCAUGGCUAAGGGUCAUAACACUGAUGGUUUACUGGAAGAGAUCCUCCUAUCUCGCCUGAUCCGUCAAGGCACAGUGGAAGCCACGUUCAAGAAACAGGAUGUGGACGAGACGAGUGACAACUUGGACAGGUUCGAUGUCGCUCGGAUCACAGACAUGGUCAGGAGAAAUGAAGGGUGGUGGGCCUUGCUGAGACGGUUCGCUGGAUGGAAAGAUAAGGCCUAUCGUUUCACCUCUGGGGUAGUCAUCGAAGCGGCUUCCCCAGACCGCUUCCAGGAACUUCGACAGGUGUCAGAGGCAGUCGUGGAGCAGCUGGAUGGUGCGGUGGACAAGUACUACGACAGUAUCUACCACCUUGGACAGCUGAGUUCGCACCGUGAUGAGGUGGAAAAGUCUAGGGAGAUGGUGCAACGCAAGCGGGUCGAGCUGGAUCGGGAGGAGAGGGAGCUGGAUGAGGCAGAGGAGUUCAACCACCAGCUUCACAGUAUAGUGGAGGACGUGCUUCAAGAGGACUCUACAGCUAUGAAUCAGGCAAAGGCCAGGUACGACGAGCUUCCCCCAGUCCCACCCCCCAACAACAUCGGGGACACACAGGGUUAUGCAUUGGAGCGGAUGAUGGCGUCUCCUUUGCCGCCUGUUAUGGCAUCGUCAUUGGAUACUACAUCUUCCCCCCCUUCCCAUAAUUCUGGCCAUGAUGAUUCUCUCCCUUCCUUGGUGCCCCACAGUGACGUCGACCUAUUCCUGGAUGACCUUCAGUUCCAAAUGCGAAUAAUGUUUGAAAAGGAUUUGCCCGACUAUGAUUGCUGGAACAAGGCCCACCGAAUGAAGGAUUUCCUGUUCCAGAUGGUGCAGGAACCCUUGAUAUCUAGUGCCAUCAUGGAUGGCAAAGUCACUGCCAAGGACAUGAUGAGCUUGGCCAGCAUCCCCCCACCAGCACAACCCACGUCAUCAUCAUCAUCACCACAAACAACCCCUGAACAAUCCUCAAGGAAGAGAAGAAGGUCAUCGUCCCCUUGUCCAACCUCGAAGAAACUCAGAAGGGCCUCUGACCAAAUCGAUGACAGGGCAGUCGUGCUGAGACCCGAUCGCUGGCGUCAAGUGGCAAGUCGAGCGUGGGUGGGAACCCCUCCUUUGACCAUAGGCCCACUGCACCGUGAUCACCAGACUCAAGGUACUGCUCCAGUGGGAACACAGCAGGAUGACUGCGACGAGGAUGCGACAGAGGAUCCAUCCUCGGAUGAGCCAGAUGCUGCUGGAUCCAUGCUGGAGGAGUUACCUGAUGCUGCUCUUCCUCCCUUGGAUGCAUGCCAGGAGGAUACACGUAUGUUAGACAAUCUGUACUCUCAAUGCCCGCUGAAAGAGCUGCUCUCUGAUGGGUGGGAGUGGGAUGCUGAUUCGAUGCCAGAAGACCUGUGGAUGGGACAGGAUGGACCGAGUGGGGGUGUGACGGUAGUAGAAUCACAGGGUGUUGGAUAUGAACAGCAAACGUCGCAACGCUCUCAAGUGCCUGGUACAAGCAGCAACCACACUUCCCAGUCGGACCAUCUGCUGGGGACCCCUGAUCACACGAUGCUGAAUCGUUACAUAGGAUAUCAAUAUUGGAGCCAGGAAUGGCAGAAUGAAUAG
This is a messenger RNA of Cantharellus anzutake, 2868 nucleotides long. RefSeq lists its product as uncharacterized. Bases 1 to 2868 code for a protein of 955 amino acids. The transcript has 7 exons. The record is from RefSeq and is a predicted model, not a curated record. Lineage: Eukaryota; Fungi; Basidiomycota; Agaricomycetes; Cantharellales; Hydnaceae.